GUUUUUUGUGCGUUUUGUGCUCAUCCGUGAUUAUUUAAGAAAAAGGUUUUAGUGUUUGGAAAAUCGAAAAAUACUAAACGCUGGCCAAGAAAUGAGCCAACAGUGUAACAAUAAUGAUGCUGAUCUCGAUAUCGGUGAAUUGAGUGUUGAAGUUGAACCUAUUCUAGAUGACGAACUAAAUGUGGACGGUUCUUUGGUAGAAGAACUCGACGAUGCUUACGCCUACGAAUAUUUUCGAAAAUUUGAGCCCAAUCCCUACUAUGAUGGAAAUUCAUUAAUGCCUGUUGAUGAUGGUUCGGCUAAAUCUUCCAACGCCCUAAGGCAACAUUGCAAAGAAAGAGGGUUGAGCUUUAUACGCCAAAAUGGUAUUGAACAACCGGCACGCCAAAUCAAGGAGGCAUGCAUCUGCCGCAGACUUUGCUAUAUGAAAUUUUUGGACGACAUACGGAGUAAACUUUUGAGCAACUUGCUGGGACUUUCUGCUGAAGGUCAAAUUAUGUUUCUAUCCAGUCACAUAACAACUGUUGCGGUACGACGUCCAAGUUUCAAGUAUUGCCGUAGAAAAUCAGUCCACAUCUACCACUUACCAUCAAAUUCCGGGCGAAUACAAGUGUGUAUGCGGAUGUUUGCCAAUACUUUUGAUAUCACUGACAAAAAGCUUCGAAUAUUGAACGAAAAGAUCCACACUGGAAGUUAUGAUUAUCUCGCUAAUAAGUCAACCACACAUGUACCGAACGACGAUGUAACACCACUUCCGAGUGCUUCGAACUGUGAUGACGAGGAAGCGGAACCUGAAGAAGAUUCGGAACCAUACGAAUCUCAUGCAAGCAUCGAUUUUAUCGAAAUUCCACAAAUGAGGGACCUGGGUGACAUGGAGGAGUAUUUUCUACGGUACGAAACCGACGUGGACUUUCAAUCUCGGACAGAUCACUCGAUACUCCAAUCAAAGCUAGGAAAACAAACAGUCAAAAAAAUGCUAGCUGAAAGGCAGUAUAGAAAAGCAAAGGGCUACAGGUACAUUCGGCGCGAUGGAACAGAAGCUCCAGCAAGAAAAUUGAAACCAGCAUGCUCGUGCAGGCUCAUGUGCUGCCGGAAAAUUUCAAACGACGCACGCCAGGUGCUGUUGAACAACCUGCUGAACUUGUCAGUUGAGGGACAGGAAAAUUUAAUUUACAGUCACAUGCAUUUGAAGAAUACAACGCACAAAAAGAAUUGGAUGGACCAUUUCUUGCCGACCACAUCAGGACUUGUCAAAGUGUGCAAAGUAAUGUUCUUGAACACGUUUGACUUAAGCGAGAAGAAAAUGCGCGUGCUUCUAGCCAAGAAGCGUCGGGAAAAUCAAGACGUGCUUGGCGUUGAUAACCCGGAAGAAGCAGCAGUAGAUUUGGAACCAAGUUUACCACGGAGGAAUGUCGCCGCGUGUGAAGAAGAUACUCGUGAUGAUAUUCCGAAAAAGGAGGCAGAUGAUGAAAUUGAAAUCGAACAUUCGUAUGAACUUUUAAAAGCAGAGUCUGAAGAUGAAAGCAAUGACAGCAAUAUUGCUGUUGAUGAAGAAUCAGUCCCUGCUCUGGAAGAAGCAUUAAAAAGUGCUGCACAGCAUAAUUGUACUGUUGUGUCCAUCCCAGGCACGGAAGUAGCACUUGACGAUGAUUUUCUAGACCAGUAUUUUUAUCGAUAUGAAACUAACUUUGGUCUGGAAGAGCCAACAAAUAACAAAGCCAAAUGCAAGAAUAAAUUGGUCCCAACUGAUACAGAUAACACUUUUCAACCUUGUUCUUGCGUUACGUAUGGAUGUUCUUCCUGGUUUACGAAAGAUCUACAUCAAAAGAUGUUCAGCCGAUAUUCCAGACUAUCUGCUUUGAACAAAAAACGUUUCCUAUACCGACACAUAAGAAAAGAAAACAAACAGCGGAAUAACAAAUACCAAUCCAGGCGUAAUUUCAGUAUGUACUAUUUCCUACCGACGAAAAAAGGCCACGUAAAAGUGUGCAAAGUAAUGUUCAUGAACACAUUCAAAGUUACUGACAGGAAACUACGAAGCAUUGUCGGUAGCGAAAAAUAUGCAGAGCCUCCGAAAGGCGUUACUACGAAGGAAGAAAAUACGUACGUCCAAGAGGAACCGGCUGAUGUGGUCAACGCUGACGUUGUUUUUUUGGAAAAGGUUUCCUGCGAUGUUGCACAAAAAGAUGCUGACAUCAUAUCAGAUUCCGGCACCGAUAAUGUAAAGAACUCUGUUCCGCUUGAAACCUUGAUAAGCCAGCAUUUCUAUGGAGGAAGCGAUGAAGCAGUGAAAGCAGAGACAGGUGAUGAAACGGAAAUCAAUCGUUCUCAGGAAGGUUUCAAACCAGAGUCCGAAGAUGCAAUAAAUGAGAACAAUAGCAUGGCUGUGGAUGAAGAGUUAGAUAUCCCUGCUUUAAAUGAACCAAUGGAAAAUACUGAACAGGGCAAUUGCAUAUUUGAAGGCAUGUCACAACUGGAAGAAGAAAGUGACGAUGUUUUCCUAGAUCAGUAUUUUUAUCGUUAUGAAACCAACUUUGGUCAGGAAGAGCCAACUAAAAACAAAGACAAGUCGAUGAGGAAGUGUUGGUCCUUUAACGAAGCUGAUGAAAGACCCUCUGAACCAUGCACUUGUGUCACGUUCAACUGUUCUUCCUGGUUUACGGAUGAUCUACGCCAAAAGAUGUUUACCCGAUAUGCCAGACUAUCUCCCUUGAAUAAAAAACGUUUCUUGUACCGACACAUAAGGAAAGAGCAUAAACGGCGGAAUAAUAAAUACCAAUCCAGGCGUAAUUUUAGUAUGUUUUACUUUGUUCCAACGAAGAAAGGCUACGUAAAAGUGUGCAAAGUGAUGUUCAUGAACACAUUCAAAGUUACUGACAAAAAACUUAGAACAAUAGUUUUUAGUGGAAAAUUUUCCGAUCCAUCGGAAGAAACUACCAAUGAAGAUCAUACUUGCAUCAAACUGGAUCCGGACGAUUUCUUAAUCGACAUCGAUGAGAAUUUUAUGGGAGAAGUUUCUAAUGAUAUUUCAUGCAAUGAUGCUGAUAAAACAGCCCAACUAAAUUCAAUGAUCGAAAUAGAUCCAGAGUCGUGUUCAACUAAUCAAUAUUCAAAUGUAACCGAUGAUUCGACAGAAAGCUGCGAUGAAGACGACAAACUGCCUUCCAACGAUAUUGACAACGUUGUUGGUGUUGCAGUAACAUGUUCUAAACAACUACAGCCAGUAGUAGACUUGGAUGACAAUUUCCUAACCGAAUAUUUUAUUCGGUAUGAGACCAACUCGGAAAAACCAGAACCAGCAAUCGGUAAACCCAGGAAAAUUUGGAUCAAACACGAUACGUCCGGUGCAAUCCUGCCACCGUGUUCAUGUCCCAGAAAAUGUUAUGCCCUAUAUCCAGACGAUGUACGUCGGGAAAUUUAUACUCGAUUUACAAAACUAUCCACUCUAAACCAAAAACGUUUCCUGUUCCGACACAUUAGACUGGACAAUCCACAUAGGAGAAAAAAGAACGCAUAUUCAAGGCGUCAGAAAAGCUGGUUCUAUUAUCUACCGGCCAAAUCAGGGCAUGUCAAAAUUUGUAGGGUGAUGUUCAUGAGCACCUUUAAAGUUACCGAGAAAAAGCUACGACACUUGGUCCAAAGGAAACAGUUUGCGGAGCAUGCAUCCGACGAAGACGACCAAAAUGCUCAACACGUGUCAACAAAUGUCAGAUACGGUAGUCCUUGUGAUGAUCUAAGCGAAGAUCAUAAUCUUCGAACGGAAGGAAUAGAUAAUGCAUCAAACCAAACCAAAACCGAACAUUUAACAGAAGAAUAUUCAGAAUACGAAAACUACUUUUCAGAAGUGUCCGAAUCAGCAGUUGAACCACUUCUCUCUAUUCUGGGUUGUAGUAUGAAUGAAGUGAAUCGCUUCCAUAGUGAUACAUCCACCGUGGCAGAGUUGGAUGAAAACUUUCUCCUUGAAUACUUCCAUCAUUUUGGCAGUAAUGUUGCGGGAGAAAAACUGGGAACAAAAUUAGAAAGCCAUGGCAAUACUUUUCCCGCUCCCAAAAUCCUACCGCCUAUCGCCUGUGCUUGCCAUAGAAAGUGCCACAUUAAAUUUCCGGACAAAAUUCGUCAAAUGAUUCUCGAUCGAUACGCUGAAUUGUCCGUUGAAAAUCGGUUUCACUUUCUGACAAGCCAUGUUAAAAAGGAGACACCGGUUCACAGUGUGGAUGAGCAAUCGACACAAUCUCCCACAUGUUUCUACUAUCUUCCGAGCAAAUCCGGUCACAUUAAGGUUUGCAACAUUAUGUUCCUCAACACGUUCAAUAUCAAUGAAAAUGAACUCCGGGAACUCAUAUUUUGCGAACCUGGGUCAAGUCAGGUUGACGGCAAUGUAAAAAUUAAGGACAAUCCAAUAGAAAUCAAAACAGAGCAUCACUCACCCUUGGACAUCAAGAUUGAAAACGACUCCGAAUCCGAAAAGUCCACCGAAAUGAUUGUAGGAGACUAUGACUAUGGACAGAAAGACGAUCAUUCCAAUUCUCUGCCGGAACAACUGCUCAUUGAUGAAAACAAUGGACAAAUGUGUAUGCCUGGAACCUCGCGACAAAAUGAAACCAACUCAAAGCAGCCAGAAAAAAUGAGUAAUGGUGCUAUUCGUUUUGCGAAAGAACACAUUUGCAGUUUCCCGAGGAUUACAUCCCAUUUCUGUCAGGUGGUUAGUAAGACAAAGUAUCUUUCUUGCUUCCUAGAUGUAACAAGCAUGUACAUAGCGUACAUCAAUGCGUGCACAGAAUCGUUCAAAGAACCUGUCCCUAGUAAGGUCUACACUGCAAUACUGCAAAAUGAACGAACCAAGGAUCCAGCAUUGCCAUCUACGUGCGAUGUCUGCCAACACGUGGAACAAUUAGAUCCCACUGAAGACAAUAGCAAGUUUUGGUAUGAAGAUGUAGAUGCGCAGAACGAUAAAGGUCAAUAAAGAUAAACUAAUUGAAAAGUAGUUAUAGGAAAUACACGCCACAACUUGUCCUCACAGAUCGAAAAAAGGCUCCCUUUAUUUUUUAAUACACCGAAUUACAUAAACAAGUUAAAUUCUACGGAGCUACCGAAUGACCGAAACGAAGUGGAGUAUGACGAAUCAGCGGCACACCUCAAUAGUAGUUCUUCAUGAAUAAGUAGUAAGGCCAGAGCAAAUCAUAAGUUUAAAUUUUGUCUCCCCCCCCCCCUAAAAUUUCAGAAAAUCAUUAAGGAGAAAAUAAAAAAAAUAUAC
Molecule: messenger RNA, 5254 nt
Organism: Ochlerotatus camptorhynchus
Lineage: Eukaryota; Metazoa; Arthropoda; Insecta; Diptera; Culicidae
Exons: 14
Coding region: 92-4963 (1623 amino acids)
Source: RefSeq, a predicted model, not a curated record